Messenger RNA from Colletotrichum truncatum, 4584 nucleotides. RefSeq lists its product as uncharacterized. Gene Ontology annotation, biological process: positive regulation of transcription by RNA polymerase II. Gene Ontology annotation, molecular function: transcription coactivator activity. Lineage: Eukaryota; Fungi; Ascomycota; Sordariomycetes; Glomerellales; Glomerellaceae. The record is from RefSeq and is a predicted model, not a curated record. Gene Ontology annotation, cellular component: mediator complex.
AUGGAUACAAGCGAAUACGAUACUAAUACCUUAUUAAAUAAUAACAUCUCGUCGAUCGUUUUCCGAGUUUAUGAGCCUUCUCAAGAACAGGUGCAAGCAUUUCCAUCGGCAGCUGCCGAUAUCGAGACCGAACUGAGGAACCGCGGCCAUAUCGUAUACUACGAUGCUACUAGACGCGUCUUGUGGUAUUUCCACGUUCCAGGCAAAGAUGCGGCUUCGGCCGACGAGUCCAGUGGCAUUUUGGGUAGCACGGUCGAUGUCGCUGGUGCCACUCUGUUGAUGGUUGAGGAUGGCUCCUUCGAACCGAUCAGCUUGUUCAAAGGUCGCGCACCAGGCCAACAAGCUGCAAAUACACCAACAAGCUCGUCUUCGACCAAUUCGGCCCUCGAUUUGUCGCUUCGUAACCCGCCGACGACUAGCACUGGACCGCCGAGCUCAUCCGAUCCCGAUUCGAAACCCGCCUCUGCCGGAGGAUCCGAUAUUAAAAGCACAGGGUCUGUUGCUUUGAAAGAUGCAUACGAGCACUUUAUUACGGCACUUUUAUCGACAAUAUCGGCUUCUUUUUGUAACCGCAUCUCAGCGAUCCCCUUAAACUACCGAACAAUUCUUCUACCCUCCAAAGUCACUCGCGGCAGUCAAUCUGAGAAAGCUCUGGAUACGGAAUCAGCAGUUGUUGGAACCUUCAGGAUCUAUUUGACGACAACGGGCGGCUUAGUCAUGAGUUUGUCGUUGUCAUGCUGCGAAGGUCUAUUAUCUGUGAAUGAGCCAUUAAGUCCAAGUCAAAUUGUUCUGGGCUCUCAGAUUCUGGCAGCUCCAUUUGGAGUUUUGGCGAAUUACCAAGGCUUCAUGGGCGGAGGUUUGCCGUAUCCAGAGUUGAGCCUGGGACAAACACCUGAUACUCAACUUUGGAGGAACGUGGAUGCUAGAUCCUCACAAUGGAGAGACACCUGCAUCAAAAUUCUUCAAUCCCGCGGGCUGUCCCCCGCCUUACUCCAGUCUUGUCCCUGGAUUGCACUUCAGAUGAUCCGCCGAAAAAAUGGUGAACAGAAAAUGGAUGGAAAGAUGACACCGCUGCUCUCUGCUAUGGCCACAAUAUCUUGGCCAGCCGUUCUCUGCUUCCGUAAAAAGUCUGUUGUUCUGGCACGAAAUCAUGGCCUUGGAGACCCCAUUCUGCUUGCUCAGGAUGAAACUUCAGAUUUUCUGAGCGAGGCCAGGACCUGGUUUCAACUUGGGACUGACAGAGACGAGAAAGUAUUGAGACGGAAAAAGGAAAGGGAAGUUGCUGCAGCGAAAGAGGCGUCAGCGUCUGUUUCAACACAGCAGCCCAACGGGCAUUCUCCUUUAGGAUUGAGGCGUGCAAGCAACGCAGCUGCUGUCGGUGCCAUGUAUCCAACGCCCCCAGAUGGUGUCCAGAAUCCCCUGGGCAUCACACCAUCUAUCGACGGAACUACAUCUAGCCCGGGUGCUCCAAAUGCAACAGUAGCAGUCGCCGACAUAGAUACUGCCAUGACAGAUCCGGUCGCCCCUGACGCUCCGAUUACAAACGGUGGCCAGGCAAGUGAAGCAUAUGGCGAAGGUUGGACAUCGAAUGAGACCAAGCAAAGAGCGGACUCUUUCCUUGGAGGUGAGAGCGACAACCUGUUCGGAGACAUCGGCCCAGAUAUGUUUGGCGACGCCGAUAUUACAGAUGCUGAUUUCAGCUUCUUUGACGAGCAGCCUGGCGAUGACUUGGACUUAUCAGGCUUACCGGAUUUGGGCAUGCCCGAUGCGCCACCAUCGAUGUCUUCUGUUCUUCCAGCUCCGGUACCUGAGCCUGAGAAAAUGAUCGCUCCUCCCGUAGAGGAGCUCAAGCCAGAACCAAGCCCUCCGAUAUUCACAAAACCUGAAUUGAAGCAUGCUAGAAGCACCUUGAUGGAUGAAGGCAAGCAAAGAUCCAGCAUUGAGAAGACGGCCGGUCUUAAGAGAGAAUCGAGCCCCUUCGAUCCGGACACCGUUUAUAAAAGAGUUCGUGCCUCCCUGGCAGAUAUUGGCACCAUGCCAACUAGAACGCCUUCACGAAAAGGAAGUAUAUUUGACAGCGUGGACUUUGACCCUGUAUUACCCCUUGUCAAUAAAAAAUACGAGCAAGGUGGCCGGUUUGACUGUAACCCGACGUCUCGAGGGUCAUCCCAUGAACCGACCACGCAUUCUGUACUCCAAGGCCCCCCUACUACGGAUUACCUACGGAGACAUGGAAAACAGAGGAAGUUGUUAAAACAUCCGGAGCAGACCAGUGCGGUUAUUCGCACAAUUACAGGCGGACUGGAAAAUGCAAAUCUCAAUACAAGUCCUGGAAAGGUAGAAGAUUUGGCGUCAGAUGCUGACGAUGUCAGCUUGGUCUCAGACCAGGAUGAUUCCAGUUCGACAACAGAUGAACCAGCAUCGCCUUUCAAGUCCAGCAUCAGAAGGCUAAAUUUUGAUGAUGAUGUCGUCUCUCAAGUGACUUCCUUGAGAGAUAUUGAAUCUGUGGAAGAUUCUGAUCCGACAUUGGCAUUGGAUCUUCCCAGGCUAGCGAAGGCCGAGGCAACAGAAGUUUCAAUUACCAAAUACUUCGAGGACGCCGAAUCACUUCCAAUUCAUUUCUCACUUACAGACGAGGAUAUGAUCACCAUUGCCCAGAUUGUGACCGAGCAGGCGGUCACCGGCAACUUGAUGGUGCGCGAUUCAAAUGCCAACACUCUAAGCACCGCGAUAGUCUCAGAAACGCGGCGUCAAUUGGCGUCGCUAGGCCGGGCUGCCAUAAAUUCCCUGCGUGAAGUCAUUCCCGCAUGCCUUGGAGAGUUUAACACAUGCAACUUCAAAGGCGUCGUUGAAAUUCCCGACGUUCCAUUGCUCGGUCAGCCUAAUAGGCUACAUCCAAGGCCAGUACCGCCGAGAGAUUCAAAUGCAGAACCACCCAAGCCAAACAAUCUUUUCCAGAUCCCGACGCCGCACAUGGAAUUACGUCGUGCAGAGGCCAGACUGUCAGUUCUUCCAUCUAGCGUCCAAUUCUGGGAAAGUUUAGGCCUUGGCCCAGCGCAAGGACCAAAAGAUCUAAACGUUGUUUGCGUGUUUCCAAACUGGGACGGCAUGCCAGACGUCGCAGCUGCUUUCUUGGAUAGAAUGCGGAACGUUUACGAACUCCUCAAACUUGGCUCAUUUGAACGACUACCGUCCAGCUCAAAAGUGAGUGAUGGGCUAAUGCCAUUUGAGGCAGACAAGAUUGCAACUUCACCGGGGACCAUAAGUCCUCAUAUUGGCGGAAGUUUGGCUGAUCGCAUGGAAGCUCUCAACCAGGCGCUCCUGUCAGCAACCGUCACAGAAAAGAAUUUUGUGGUUUAUUUCGUUUACCCGCCAGACCAUCCCGGAUCCAUCGUGGAGGAAUGCACCGCUUUCCAACAAUUGUUCGAAAUGCAUAAGAGGUCGCUAACCGACCGGAGACUAACUCCAGUCAAUGAAUUAGUUCUACAACUGGUGCCCCUUGACUUCCUGACUUCGGCAGCGGGCAUCGUUGAACCGCCCCCAAGCGAAGCUAUCAAACUAGCAUUGGAGACCUAUGACCGCUGCACGUUGUUUGGCGGACCAAUGCCAUCACCUGCCAUCAUGCUUGAGCAGUCACUGCCCCGAGGCAUCGACUUCAAGCUUGCUAACACAUCUUCAUCGUCUCUUAUGCAUGAAAAUACCUGUAUUCACAUCGCUUAUGCGCAGAGCAUUGACGAGAGAUGGAUUACAGCGGCAUGGACCGACAAUAGAGGCUGCCAGCAAAUGACAGUAUCAUACAAUCUUGGACGUAAAGGCAAGCCACUGUCAACGCCGCUUAAUGAUGUCUAUCAUGAGAUCUGGGAGACUACCCAUGAUUUGAUAUCUAAGUGGAAAGUCCACUGGCGGGUUAUCAUCACCAAAUGCGGGCCUAUGGAUCAGCAGGAAAUUGGGUUUUGGCACGGUCUUGCUCAGACUGAGUCGGUGGCAACUGUAAGCCUCACGUUGAUAUCAGUUGACACGAGUCCUUCGCUUCAAUUGAUUCCGCCAGCCAUCAGAAUACCAGCAUCGGCAUCAUCGGCAUUCUACACCACGCCGGUGUCAACACCACAGGCAUCAAUUGUCUCUCCUGAGCAAAGUGGAACUCCGGCAACGCCUAUGAAGGAAAGCAACCCAGCAAACGCAGCUACACCGGGAGGCACCCCUGGUGAUGGGGGUGCAGACCCAGCGGAAGGGGACGCCAUCCUCCUUGACGUCACCGAUCAGACUUGGGGUGCAGUGCUCUCUCAUCGUCUCAGUAACGCGUCUACUUUGGGCGAACUCAACCCUGCCCUUGUCAGUGGUUAUCUUGUCAAGCGUGGAGGAACGAAACUUGAAGAUCCGCCGGUAGUCUUAGAAGUCAAUAUUGUGCACGUGGACAGCAACCCGCGGCUGUAUGAGCCUCUCAUGAGAGAGAUGCUCACGUAUUUUAGGGGGUUAGGUACCUUGGCCAGAGCAAGAGGUGUUGUAGAUAGGGGGACUGAUAUACGGCCUUGGCAUAUCGCGGCGGCGGAGAAGGGCGUCCGGGCAUUAUACCUUUUGAUGUGA